AUGGCCUCGAUAAAACGCAUUACGGAGCACUUGGACAAGCCGGAGUUAGAUGACCGCUCGUACCGCGUCAUUCGUCUCCCAAACAAGCUGGAGGCCCUUCUUGUUCAUGACCCUGAUACGGACAAGGCAAGCGCAGCCGUCAAUGUGAAUGUUGGCAAUUUUUCAGACGCAGAUGAUAUGCCAGGCAUGGCUCAUGCUGUUGAGCAUUUACUUUUCAUGGGAACAGAAAAGUAUCCUAAAGAAAACGCAUACAACCAAUACCUAGCAUCCCAUUCUGGAUCGUCUAACGCUUACACUGCUGCCACGGAGACGAACUACUUUUUUGAAGUGUCUGCCACUUCGGAGUCGAGUGAUGGGUCGUCGAGUGGCAACAGUACCCCGACAAACGGGACAAACACUACCGGACAGACAGACGGCUCUGAAUCCCCGAAUAGUAGUAAACCAUCCCCUUUAUAUGGCGCUCUCGAUCGUUUUGCGCAAUUUUUCGUGUCGCCUCUUUUCUUAGAGUCAACGCUGGACCGCGAGCUGAGGGCAGUAGAUUCUGAAAACAAGAAGAACCUACAAAGCGACCUGUGGCGUUUAAUGCAGCUAAACAAAUCUCUCUCGAAUCCAGCGCAUCCUUAUCACCAUUUCUCCACCGGAAAUUUGCAGACGUUGAAAGAAGAGCCGCAAAAACGCGGGCUGAACGUUCGCGAUGAGUUCAUCAAAUUCUAUGAGAAGCAUUACUCAUCUAAUCGGAUGAAGCUGGUGGUUCUGGGCCGUGAAACAUUGGAUGAAAUGGAGCAAUGGGUUGGAGAUCUCUUUGCUGGCGUAAAGAAUAAAGAUCUUCCACAAAACCGCUGGGACGAUGUUCAGCCUUGGCUAGCCGACGAUAUGUGUAAACAGGUUUUUGCCAAGCCUGUAAUGGAUACUCGUUCGCUUGACAUCUACUUCCCUUUCCUAGACGAGGAGCAUAUGUAUGAGUCCCAACCAAGCCGGUAUAUCAGUCACUUGAUUGGUCAUGAGGGUCCCGGCAGUAUUCUGGCUUAUGUGAAGGCAAAGGGUUGGGCCAACGGCCUAUCUGCUGGUGUUAUGCCCAUUUGCCCUGGAUCUGCAUUUUUCACUGUCUCGAUACGGUUGACAAAGGAGGGUUUACGGCAAUACCGUGAAGUCGCAAAGGCGGUGUUUGAAUACAUUGCGCUGAUCAAGGAACGGGAGCCCGAGCAGUGGAUCUUCGACGAAAUGAAGAAUCUAGCCGAGGUUGAAUUCCGGUUCAAACAGAAGACACCGGCCAGCCGAUUUACUAGUCGCCUGAGUAGCGUCAUGCAGAAGCCAUUGCCCCGGGACUGGUUGCUCAGCGGCUCGCUCCUGAGGAGCUACAACCCGGAGUUGAUCAAGAAGGCACUGUCGUACUUGCGCGCCGAUAACUUCAGAAUGGUUGUCGUUGCUCAAGACUACCCGGGAGACUGGGACCUUAAGGAGAAAUGGUACGGCACCGAAUACAAGGUCGAGGACGUCCCGAAAGACUUCUUGGCUGAGAUUCAGAAAGCCUUGAAUAGCACCCCGGAAACCAGGCUCUCUGAACUGCACAUGCCCCAUAAAAACGAGUUCGUCCCCACCCGACUCUCUGUGGAGAAGAAGGAGGUCUCGGAGCCAGCAAAGACACCAAAGCUGAUUCGCCAUGAUGAUCAUGUACGACUCUGGUUUAAGAAGGACGAUCGGUUUUGGGUGCCAAAAGCCACUCUCCAUGUCACUCUCCGGAAUCCACUGGUGUGGGCUACUCCCGCGAACCUUGUAAAGUCAAAGUUCUAUUGUGAGCUUGUCAGAGACGCUUUGGUGGAAUAUUCCUACGAUGCUGAGCUUGCCGGACUGGACUAUAACCUUUCUGCCAGUAUCUUUGGGCUUGAUGUGUCGGUUGGUGGAUAUAAUGACAAAAUGGCAGUUCUUCUGGAGAAGGUACUCACUAGCAUGCGUGAUCUAGUUGUCAGUCCAGACCGGUUCCACGUCAUUAAGGAACGCUUGUCACGAGGAUAUAAGAACGCGGAGUAUCAGCAGCCAUUCUAUCAAGUUGGCGACUACACCCGGUAUCUGACUGCCGAGAAAGCAUGGCUCAACGAGCAAUACGCUGCUGAACUAGAACACAUCGAGCCCGAGGAUAUCUCGUGUUUCUUCCCCCAGUUGCUCCGCCAAAAUCAUAUCGAGGUGUUGGCGCACGGCAACGUGUACAAAGAGGAUGCACUUCGAAUGACGGAUUCUGUGGAGAGCAUUCUUAAGAGCCGUCCCUUGCCCCAGUCUCAAUGGCAUGUGAGGCGCAACGUGAUCAUCCCUCCCGGGUCCGACUUUGUCUAUGAGCGGGAACUGAAGGAUCCCGCAAACGUCAACCAUUGCAUAGAAUACUAUCUGUUUGUCGGAAAUAUGACAGACGACGCUCUCCGAGCGAAGCUUUUGCUAUUCGCCCAAAUGACUGACGAGCCUGCGUUCGACCAACUCCGAAGCAAGGAGCAACUGGGGUACGUCGUUUGGAGUGGUGCACGUUAUUCGGCGACGACUAUCGGGUAUCGAGUCAUUAUCCAGAGUGAGCGCACUGCCAAGUAUCUGGAAUCCAGAAUUAAUGCAUUCCUGAGCAACUUUGGCAAGGUCUUAGAGGAGAUGUCCGAUGAAGAAUUUGAGGGCCACAAGCGGAGUGUCGUCAACAAGCGCUUAGAGAAACUUAAGAAUCUGGGCUCUGAGACCACUCGGUUCUGGACCCAUGUUGGUUCUGAAUAUUUCGACUUCCUGCAGAACGAGUCUGACGCUGCUAACGUCCGGUCCUUGAGCAAAUCUGACCUGAGCAAAUUCUAUCAACAGUACAUUGAUCCCGAGUCAACCACACGGGGUAAGCUUUCAGUGCACCUAAAGGCUCAGGCUGGCGCCGAUACAACAGAGCCAAACGAGCAGACCUCUGCGUUAUCGUCGCUACUUGCGAAGCAGUUGGAGACUGCCGGGUUUGCUGUGGAUAACGAUCGCCUGAAGAUCGUGAUCGAGAAACUCGAUAUUUCCGCUGGGAACAAGGGUCAGAUUUUGGCUACUUUCAAGACAUUCCUUGCCUCUGAGGCGAAUCUGUCCGAGGAGCAAAUCAAGCCGGUCCUUGAACAGGCGGAACAGAACAUAGGCUUGCACUUAAAGCAAGUCGGUCUUGAGUCCGACAAAGAAGUAUCCGUGACGAAUGGCGUUGGAAAACUUGGAGAAAACCAGGACCCGACCUAUAUCACCAAUGUUUCCGAGUUCAAGGCACGCCUUGCUGUCAGCGCUGGCCCGAGCCCGGUGACGGACUUGAGCGAAUAUGAGGACUUUGAUGCUAAGCUCUAA
Aspergillus bombycis is the source of this 3327-nucleotide messenger RNA. Its product is annotated as a-pheromone processing metallopeptidase Ste23. Bases 1 to 3327 code for a protein of 1108 amino acids. NCBI's taxonomy places the organism in Eukaryota, Fungi, Ascomycota, Eurotiomycetes, Eurotiales, Aspergillaceae. The record is from RefSeq and is a predicted model, not a curated record. The transcript is spliced from 2 exons. Gene Ontology annotation, cellular component: cytosol; mitochondrion. Gene Ontology annotation, molecular function: metal ion binding; metalloendopeptidase activity. Gene Ontology annotation, biological process: peptide catabolic process.